AUGCCACGAGAUAAUGUUGAUGGAGAUGGUGAUGGCAAGGGUGAAGAAUUCGGUUGUUUAGGAGUCAACGUUGCUAGAACUUGGGAUGGUGAUGGUGAAGAUUGGGAUAUGCCAAAAGGCUGUGGCGAUGGAGAUGGUAAUGGUGGGGGAGGAGAUUUGAAUAGGUUGGGAAGCAAUGAUGGAGAUGGUGAUGUAAAUGGUGAAGAUUUUGGUUGGGAAACACUAGAUAGGUUAGGAGGCAAUGGUGAUGGAGUUGGUGGAGAUUGGGAUAUGAUAGGAGGCAAUGGCGAUGGAGAUGGUGAUGGAGAGGGUGGAGAUUUGAGUAGGUUAGGAGGUAAAGGUGAUGGAUAUGGUGAUGGUGACCGAAAGGGUGGAGAUUUUGGUAGUUUAGGAGGCAAUGGUAAUGGAGAUGGUGAUGGUGUAGACUGGGUUAUGCUAGAAGGUAAUGGUGAUGGAGAUGGUGGUGGUGGAGAAUACAAUAUUCUAGGAGGUAAUGGUGAUGGGAAUGGAGAGGGUGAGGGUGAAGAUCUGAAUUUGUCAGAAGACAAUGCUAAUGGAGAUGGUGAUGGUGAGCUUGGAGAUUUGGGUAGAUUAGGAGGAAGCGGUGAUGGAGAUGGUGAUGGAAAAAGUGGUUAUGAUUUCAAAGUAUUAGGUGAUGUUGGUGAUUUCAAAAUAGGAGGUGGUGGUGGUGAUGAUUUCCAAGUAUAA
Molecule: messenger RNA, 708 nt
Organism: Ilex paraguariensis (yerba mate)
Lineage: Eukaryota; Viridiplantae; Streptophyta; Magnoliopsida; Aquifoliales; Aquifoliaceae
Source: the annotation of a GenBank genome assembly